Messenger RNA from Clonostachys byssicola, 1068 nucleotides. The record is from the annotation of a GenBank genome assembly. Lineage: Eukaryota; Fungi; Ascomycota; Sordariomycetes; Hypocreales; Bionectriaceae.
AUGACUUCAGCUUCAAACGUCCUCAUCACUGGCACCAGUGGCUUCAUCGGCGGCUCCCUCCUGGCCGACUUACUCGCUCGCACCGACGGUCCCAUCAAAAACGCCAAGAUAUUCGCCGCGGCUCGAUCCGACGAGCAGGUGAAGAGUGUGUCGAAACUCGGCAUCAACGUCCUGCAGGUCGAUCUCACAGAUGAGAAGUCAGUUCUCGAGGCUGUCGUGAAAAAUGAGAUCCACAUCGUCAUCCACACAGCAGGCGCCAUUCUCCCCCAGAUGGCGACCAACUUGAUCAAAGCCCUCGGUGAACGUCGCCGAGUCACUGGAAUCGAGACACACUAUAUCCAUACUUCGGUGGCGACCAUGUUUUCAGAGGGAGGAGGCUGGCCUUACGGCCAAGUCAAGGAUUCGGAUGAUUCUCUAGUUGAGAAGCAAAAGGAAAUUGGAGAAUCAAACCCCGUGCGCAAGGUGAGCCAAACAUCAAUGCUCGACAAAUCUCGCAGGGCACAGGGCGUGACAACUUACAACGUCCCCGUCCCUACAGUCUACGGAAGAGGCACCGGAGAAUGGAGGAAGCUGUCCGUGAACAUCCCUGCAGUCACCAGAGCCAGCAUGAAGCUCAAGACCGUCUACAAGUUUGAGAAGGAUGGCAACCCCCCGGCGAUCCAUAUUUCCGACCUGACGGCCCUCUACGGCGCCAUCCUCGAGAAGAUUCUGCUGAAGGAGGCGAUCCCAAGCAACGACAAGGGCUACUACUUCGCAGUGGCCCACAGGUCUCCUUGGUGGGAAGUCAUGGAGCGUCUUGCCCAGAGCAUGCACGCCCGAGGUCUCGUCUCCGAACCGACCGCCAAGGUCUGGCCCAGCUGGGAAAUGGCGGCUGAGCAUACAGGGUUCCCGAUGGUCUUUAUCAAGGCAAUUGGCACCUCCAGUGGAGAUCUUGUCGCCGUCAAUGGGCCUAAACUUGGAUGGCAGCCGAAGUGGGAUGAGAAGAUGUACUUGGACAGCAUUGACGACGAGGUCCAGGCCGUCUUGGAUCUGGACACUGUGAAGAUGACACUCUGGGACUCAUUGUAA